AUGACAAGUUUGCUGCUGAGCUCAUUAACCCACAAUCAUUCUCCUCCAGACACGUUGAAAAUGGACUGAAAUAUACUUAAUAGCAUGAAUCAACAACUUUCUCAGCCCUUCUUUGGUGAGAAGUUUGAAGAGACCUUCUCUCCGAUUUCUUCCUUGCGAUAUUCUUUCUUUGUACAUAGCUGCAUGCUGCAAUGCGGUGGCAUCUUGGGUGCUGCUGAAAACACUGUCACCCAAAUACUUGAAGUGCAUUACAAUGAGCAGGUAACAGCUAACAAAGGCAACAGCAGUGGUAUAUGGAAAACAAUCAGACGUGCCCUUCCCAAGAAGUCCUCUAAGUUGUCAUGA
Messenger RNA from Pocillopora meandrina, 345 nucleotides. NCBI's taxonomy places the organism in Eukaryota, Metazoa, Cnidaria, Anthozoa, Scleractinia, Pocilloporidae. The record is from the annotation of a GenBank genome assembly.